Brenthis ino (lesser marbled fritillary) is the source of this 1215-nucleotide messenger RNA. Lineage: Eukaryota; Metazoa; Arthropoda; Insecta; Lepidoptera; Nymphalidae. The record is from the annotation of a GenBank genome assembly.
AUGGCCUUCGCUGGUCUCAAGAAACAAAUCAACAAAGCUAACCAGUAUGUCACUGAAAAAAUGGGCGGUGCCGAAGGCACAAAACUUGAUCUGGACUUCGUGGAAAUGGAAAGAAAAACAGACGUAACAUGCGAGCUCGUUGAAGAGUUACAAAUAAAGACGAAAGAAUUUCUUCAACCAAAUCCUACAGCGCGAGCAAAAAUGGCUGCCGUAAAAGGCAUUAGUAAACUAAGUGGUCAAGCAAAAAGUAAUACUUAUCCUCAACCUGACGGCGUGUUGGGUGACUGUAUGCUGCAUUAUGGCAAGAAACUUGGAGAAGAUUCUAUUUUCUCACAAUGCCUAAUCGAGAUGGGUGAAGCGUUGAAACAAAUGGCAGAUGUGAAAUACUCUUUAGACGACAACAUCAAGCAGAGCUUCCUCGAACCACUCCACCAUUUGCAGACCAAAGACUUGAAAGAAGUUAUGCAUCACCGGAAGAAAUUACAGGGACGUAGGCUCGAUUUUGAUUGCAAACGACGAAGACAGGCAAAAGGCAUUUUAAAAGGCCCCUACAUGAGCCCAAGCCAUGGAUCUCCGAGGCAUGGCUCUCAUAUUCCAGACGACGAGAUCCGUCAGGCGGAAGAGAAGUUCGCUGAGUCUUUAACUUUAGCUCAGAUUGGCAUGUUCAAUCUUCUUGAUAAUGAUGUAGAGCAAGUAGCGCAAUUGUCAUUCUUCGCGGAGGGCCUUCUAGAGUACCACCAGCAAUGUACGGAGAUCCUCAAGGGACUCGUCUCUACGCUAAUGGAGAAGAAAGAAGAAGCUGUCAGUCGUCCAAAACUGGAGUUCGUACCGAAAACGUUAGCCGACCUGCACAUCGAGGGCAUCCACGACUUGAACCAUGAAGGAGGGUCCCGCGCGGGCUCGCCCGAGCACAAGCCGCCCGGCAACCUCGAGCUCUUCCCUGGCGCCAACACGCAGCGCUCUAACAAUGCGUCGCCGUUGCCGUCGCCGGUCAAGUCCCCCGCCCGGACGCCGGUGGCGCCCGCCAAGGGGCCGUGCUGCACUGCGCUGUAUGAUUUCGAGCCGGAAAACCAGGGCGAAUUGGGAUUCAAGGAAAACGACGUUAUCACGCUGAUCAACAAAGUGGACGACAACUGGUUCGAGGGCUCCGUGAACGGCAAGACUGGCUACUUCCCCAUCAGCUACGUGCAGGUCAACGUGCCGCUACCUAACAUG